AUGACGGGCACCUCCUCCCCGCCCGCCUCCAGCAGCAGCACGCUCCAGUCGCCCACCUCGGCGAGGCGCGUGGCCAGCGCGCUGCCCGCCGCGCCCGCGCCCACCACCACGAAGUCGAACUCCUUGCGAUGGCCGCUAUCCACGGGCUCGCGCACCAGGCGGCGCUGCAUGUGGAAGACGGCCGGCACGAAGUCGGUGAGCGCGUUGACGAUGUUGAGGCUCGUGGGGAUGGGCACAAGUUCCCACCACAGGCCCAGCGCAAACAGCAACGGGAGCACUCCGAGUACUGCCCACCGCAUCUCGCCAGGGUUGGGCUUUGGUUACACUGUCAUUGGCUUUGACUGGCCUGAUGUCUCGUGGAUGGAGGUGGCUUUUGGUGACAGUAGAGCUCCGAAGAAUAAACUAAAAAUGUGGAGCCUUAAAACUGAGGCGCGAUCUGGCCCGACCGUUUGGUGCGUCUGGUCGCUCUGUGCGCACCGGGCGCGGCGCAUCCGUUGUGGUCUGCCCCAGCUCACGCCUCAACAUCGUUCACUCGCCACCACUCUCGUGCCGCGCCUCUUCCACAGCCAGCGCCGCCUCGUGCGCAGCACCGUGGGCAGAUACGGCCAUCCAAGGAGUUCUACCUUCGUGUUGAGCGCGGGCCGCUCGGGGCCAGCCCGCUGCCACCGCCUCCCCAUGUGGCGACUGAGCUGCUUCUGCAGGCUCUGGGAGGGAGUGGCCCUCAUGACAUCCCGUUCCGCUGAAUUUGGUGGGGAUGGAGGCGGAGGAGUGGAUGGAGGCGAAGGAGUUGAUGGAGGCGUUGGAAGAAAUGGAGGCGAUAGGACGAGGAUAGCGGUGAAAAACGAAAGGGUUGGAGGUGCGGAGAGUUUGCGAACUGUAUGUGGAAAAAUAGGAAACCAGGCGAACAGGACUUUGGAGGAACUAUCUGAUGGAAGCAGGGCUGGUUCGGCGUGGCUGGGCGCGCGCAGGCCGCAGCGAGUGGCGGACGGUACAGACACGGGGUAG
Messenger RNA from Gryllus bimaculatus (two-spotted cricket), 1005 nucleotides. Lineage: Eukaryota; Metazoa; Arthropoda; Insecta; Orthoptera; Gryllidae. The record is from the annotation of a GenBank genome assembly.